Molecule: messenger RNA, 2808 nt
Organism: Closterium sp. Naga37s-1
Lineage: Eukaryota; Viridiplantae; Streptophyta; Zygnematophyceae; Desmidiales; Closteriaceae
Source: the annotation of a GenBank genome assembly
AUGGUUCAUGCUGUGAUGGCGGCAGCAGGCGCACGUGCUGCUGCAAGCAUGGCAGGAGGAGGCAAGGGUGCCGAAGGAACCAGCAGCCCUGGCAUAAGGACUCCAGGUGGCACGGGUGGCAUGGGUGGCAUGGGUGGCAUGGGUGGCAUGGGUGGCAUGGGUGGCAUGGGUGGCAUGGAUGAUCUAGGUGGCAUGGGUGGCAUGGGUGCUAUGGGUGGUACAGGUGGCGUGAGGGGGGUGGAGAACGCAGCAAGUGAAUGGAGCAGCCAGUCACAGGAGGGUUCACCGGCUGGUGCAAGGAGAAAGCAGCUGAGCGAGGUGGAGGAGAUGAUAGGCGUUGGGGAUAAGGGGAUAGCAGGGGAGGAGGGAGGGGGGUCUAUGUCUGAGGUGCCUAAAGCGGAGAAGAAAGCGGAGAGCGCGGGAUGGGGAAAGCAGGGCGGAUCGGUGGGGACAAAAGGAGGAAGGCUGGGAGCACGGACUAUGGGGGAAGGAGAGGAAGGGGGAGGCUCUGAACGGGAAGGGGUGAUUGAGGAAGAGGUGGAGAGGGACCCCUUCGAAAGGGAACUGCAAGCGGAAGCAGAACAGGGAGCAGAAAGGGAAGUGGAAGUGGUAGCGGAAAGGGAAGUGGAAAGUGAAGCGGAAAAGGAAGCUGAGAAGCUGGGUCCAGGCGCUGAAGCACAGGAAGCGGGUGUCUUGGAGGGAGAUGUACCUGCAGCAGGUGCUGUUGCGGAGGAGGGAGAGGUGCUUGCUGGUAUUGCUGCUGCUAUUGCGGAGGAGGGAGAGGUGCUUGCUGGUAUUGGUGCUGCUAUUGGGGAGGAGCGAGAGGUGCUUGCUGGUAUUGGUGCUGCUAUUGCGGAGGGAGAGGUGCUGGGUGAUCGUGGCGGUGGUGCUGCUGCUGCUGAGGAGGGAGAGGUGCCUGCUACUGCUGUUGCUGCAGAGGAGGAAGUUGUGCCUGCUGCUUUUGCUGCAGAGGAGGAAGUUGUGCCUACUGCUUUUGCUGCAGAAGAGGGACCGGCGGCCAGUGGUGUUGGUGCUUCCUAUAUUGCCACUGCUGAGGAGGGAAAGGUGCCUGCUGCUUCUACUGCAGAAGAGGGAGAGGUGGCUGUUGUUGCAGAGGCAGCGAGAGACGUACCGGCAGAUGAGGCGCCAACACUUGGUACCAUGGUUGCAGCUAUGCUACCGACGACAGUGGUGCGUAUGUUGGGGUUGGAAGGUGAGGGCGAGGCAAGCAAGGGGCGAGAGGGGGAGGAGAUGCGGGCAGAGGAGGAGCAGCGGGAGGAGCAGGCAGGGUGGAAGGGGCGGGAGGAGAAGAAGCAGCAGCAGCAGGCUUGGCAGCAGGAAGAGGAGCAGGAACAGGUGGAGCAACAAUUUGGCCCAAGUGACACUGCUGAGGAGGAGACCAAAGUGCCUGCUGCUGCUGAUAUUGCUGCUACUGCUGCUACUGCUGCUGCAGAGGAGGGGGAGGUGCCUGCAGUUGUUACUGCUGCGGAGGAGGGGGAUAAAACGCCUGCUGCUUUUGCUGCAGAAGAGGCAGGGACGACUGAUGUUGCAGAGGUAGCAAAAGAGGCGCCAGCAGAUGAGGAGGCGCCAACACUUGGCACCGUGGUUGCAGCUAUGCUACCCUCGACGGUGGUGCGUAUGCUGGGGUUAGAAGGUGAGGGCGAGGCAAGCACGAGACGAGAGGGGGAGGCGGAGAUGCUGGCAGAGGCAGAGGAGGAGCAGCGGGAGGAGCAGGCUGGGUUCACCGGGCGGGAGGGGAAACAGGAGGAGGAGCAGCAGCGGGAGCAGCAGCAGCAGAAGAAGCACCAGCAGGGUUGGCAGGAGGAGGAGGAACAGGAACAGGUCGAGCAGCAGAUUGGACGAAGUGACAAUGCUGAAGAGGGAGUGGAGGGAGGAGAGCGGGGGAAGCAGCCUUGGAGCACGGCUGUUCUUGCAGCAGCUGCGCUCCCUUCCUGGCUCUCCCCUGCGAAGGGCACAGAGAGAGGAGCGGGAGUAGUGACCGAGGAGGAGGCAAGCGAGGUGCAGCAGCAGCAGCAGCAUCAGAAGAUGCAGCCGCAGCAGCUGCUGAAGAUGCAGGAGACCCAAGAGGAGGACACGCAGCCUCCUGAAGUUCAAACGGCACAAAGUUUUCCAAGUCAUGGAGAAGAAGGGAAGCAGGGAGUUGAAGAGAUGCCUGCUGGGAAGGGUGAAGGCGCAACUGAGGGCCUGUCUGCAGGAGGGAAGAGUGCAGGUCCGACCAAGGGCCUGCACACAAGAUUUCUUGAGAGCAUAAUGUCUGGCGUGGAUUGGAGCAACGUGGCUGCACAGGAAACGAGCGGCACUCCCAAGGAGACAAUGCUCGGUGGAAAGGCAGCAGAGCCGUCUGAAGUGGCAUCUGGCUGGAUUCCUGGGGAGAGAGUGUCUGACAUGCCACUAGGUACCCCUGAAACCCCAGAAGUGGGUACGUCCGAGCUGCCAGGAGAAAGUGUGUCAGGGAUUCCAGAAAAGCUUGGAAAACAAACAGGGUGGGCUGGGCUGGCAAGAUGCAGUAGGUCCGAGGAAGGGGGAGGGGAUGUGGCUCAGGAAGGGGGUGUGGCUCAACCAGUGGGAGAAGAGGGGGCUGUGAACGAAUCAGGGGGUGGGUUGGAUGUGAAUGCAUCAGGGGAGAUGGGAGAAAAUGUGACGGGAUGGGGGGAUGAGGAGGUGGAUGAGCCGAUGAGCGUGGAGGAGAGUGCACGGCUGGUGGAAGAAGCAAGAGGGGAGCUGAGAGGGGCGCAGGAGGACAUGGCUAAAGCAUUGGAGAGGCAGAUGCAUAUGCUGGCGGCAUGA